This is a messenger RNA of Erigeron canadensis, 2053 nucleotides long. Its product is annotated as CLP protease regulatory subunit CLPX1, mitochondrial. The record is from RefSeq and is a predicted model, not a curated record. NCBI's taxonomy places the organism in Eukaryota, Viridiplantae, Streptophyta, Magnoliopsida, Asterales, Asteraceae. Gene Ontology annotation, biological process: protein folding; protein catabolic process; proteolysis. The transcript is spliced from 14 exons. Gene Ontology annotation, molecular function: ATP binding; ATP-dependent protein folding chaperone; ATP hydrolysis activity. Gene Ontology annotation, cellular component: mitochondrial matrix. The coding region runs from base 220 to 1893 and encodes 557 amino acids.
UUCCUAAAAAAUCAACAAAUUCUCAUAAAAAUCCAAUCUUUUUUUUUUCUUGUUAAUUUGCAGUUUCUCAGACCCAUAUCUUCAAAUUCCUAAAAAUUCAACAAAUUUCCAUAAAAAUCCAAUCUUUUUCAAACCCAUGUUAUUAAAUUCCUAAAAAAUCAAGAAUUUAUCAUAAAAAUUCAAUCUUUUUUGUAAUUUUGUUUCUGGGCUUUGUUCAUCAUGGCUGCAGCUGCUGUUUUGAGAUCAAAAUCAUCAAAAGCAACAUCAUCAAUCUCACAGUUUAGACACUUCAUUUCAUCUACUUACCCUAUAGUUAAUUCCCAUAUCAUUUCUUCAAUACCCACAAAAUAUAAAUUAAAUGACCAUUUUGCCCCUCACCAUAAUCACAAGUCUUUGAAACCCUUUUCACUUUGUGGUGAACUUGUUGUUAAUAAAAGGAGAUUAGUUAGUUUGUCUAGUAGUGGUGGUGGUGGUGGUGGUGGUAAUUAUGGUGAUCCACCUGAGAUUUGGCAGCCUCAACCGGGUUUUAAGGCAGUAUCGGUUUCGGGCGAGGAGGGACCGAAUACGGGUGGGACGGAGUCGGGUUCUGGAGAUGGGAGUUGGGGAGGGUCUAGUUUGGGAAAUAGUUUCCCAACUCCUAAAGAGAUAUGUAAAGGGCUUGAUAAGUUUGUCAUUGGUCAAGAAAGAGCUAAAAAGGUUCUUGCAGUGGCAGUUUACAAUCACUACAAGAGGAUCUCUAUUGACACUUCACAGAAGCCUGCAGGACACUUGAGAAAUGACAAGACAAAUGUCAUGGAUGAUGAUGCUGUAGAACUCGAGAAAAGUAAUAUUCUUCUAAUGGGUCCAACGGGUUCAGGGAAAACGCUACUUGCAAAAACAUUGGCACGCUUAGUGAAUGUUCCUUUUGUUAUUGCAGACGCUACUACACUGACUCAGGCUGGCUAUGUUGGGGAAGAUGUGGAAUCCAUUUUAUACAAGCUCUUGACUGUUGCUGACUAUAAUGUAGCAGCUGCUCAGCAGGGAAUUGUGUAUAUAGAUGAAGUUGACAAGAUUACAAAGAAGUCGGAGAGUGUUAAUAUUAGCAGAGAUGUAUCGGGUGAAGGUGUACAGCAAGCAUUACUAAAGAUGCUAGAAGGGACGGUAGUCAAUGUCCCUGAGAAAGGGGCACGAAAACAUCCUAGAGGAGACAAUAUUCAGAUCGAUACCAAAGAUAUCUUGUUUAUUUGUGGGGGUGCUUUUAUAGAUCUCGAAAAAACCAUUUCAGAAAGACGCCAGGACUCUUCUAUUGGGUUUGGGGCACCUAUUCGUGCAAACAUGAGAACAGGAGGUGUUACAACUGCUGCUGUGACUUCAACCUUGCUGGAAACCGUUGAAAGUAGUGAUCUUAUUGCUUACGGCUUGAUACCUGAAUUUGUUGGACGAUUUCCAAUUCUUGUCAACUUAUUAGCUCUUACAGAGAAUCAACUUAUUCAGGUGCUAACUGAGCCCAAAAACGCAUUAGGCAAACAAUACAGGAAGUUAUUUCAGAUGAAUGGAGUUAAGCUACAUUAUACAGAAAGUGCUUUGAAGUUAAUUGCAAGAAAGGCAAUAACUAAGAACACUGGUGCUCGGGGUUUGAGGGCCUUACUGGAGAACAUAUUAAUGGACGCUAUGUAUGAGAUUCCUGACGUAAGAACAGGUAAAGAUAUAAUAGAAGCCGUGGUCGUUGAUGAAGAAGCGGUUGGGGUUGAGGGACGCGGUUCUGGUGCUAAAAUUCUCCGCGGUGAAGGUGCAUUUGAGCGUUAUCUGUCUCAACAUACAGUAAAAGAUGCGGCAGGAGAUGGCAGAGCCGAGGCUGAGGUAGAUGCCGAGGCGGAUAAUGAGCCAGAGUUGCCUUCUAUUGUUGCUUUGUAAAUCAUGGAUAUCGCCAUGUGUAUGUAUAGAUAAUAUGUACUAAUUCAAGCUCUAAUGAGAAUGUAAUGAUUUAAUAAGUAUUGCAAACAAAUGUUUGUACAUCAAGUUCCAUUCUGUUUGUAUAGCAUCAGAAAAGUUAGUAUAUGAUAUAGCUUUUGUA